This is a messenger RNA of Periconia digitata, 2791 nucleotides long. NCBI's taxonomy places the organism in Eukaryota, Fungi, Ascomycota, Dothideomycetes, Pleosporales, Periconiaceae. The record is from the annotation of a GenBank genome assembly.
UCUUGUAUUUCCCCUCUUCUCGUUUGAUAUGAACCGACGAAUAGUACAGAGGGUUUGAUUCUUGUAAACGUUUUUUUGUCUGGAGCAUACUUUCCGUUCCGUUCAAGCCCAAUCGUCCGCGAUAUGGAUAUGCAUGCUGUCUGUUCUCAAGCUUCAUCACACUACAUCAUUCUACAAACUUGCUCCGAACGGCCUCGUGCAUGUUUGCGUCAAACCUGCUACAUUCAGGUAGUACGUAGUGUUCGGCCCAAGCGCGGCACGAUGAGAUAAAUUCCGCUAACUGUACCGGUACCGCGUCCCCACACGAACUACCGAACCCUCACGCCCCUGACAGUAGCUGACCCUUUGUAAACAACGGGGAAUCACAAUGCCUGGACUACCGAAAAACUUGGUGAGCACUUACCAGACGUACAAAAAUCAUACCGAUACCAUUGCAGAAUGGCUAGCCUCAACAGCCAGAAAACAUGGCUUCACUUCCCCUAAAGCGAAGAAGACAAACAAAACACCGAACCCUUCUCAGGGCCGGCCCACUUACACUGUCGCUACCAAAGAAUGGACAGAAAUGGCUGAGUUCAUCGCCAACUUAUCUGAUCCACCCGUCAAUGUGCCUAGCAAGCUCGCAACUCUCUUGGAGACAACCAUCAGCCUACGACAAUCCUUCUCGAAUAACUUAUCGGACAUCCUCGAAGACACAAGUUCCAAGCGAGAUUCUGAUGCUUCGCACGACUUCUUUCUCAGCGUUUUAAAGAAAGUUCACGAUAUCCUGAAGCCCAGACUCCCAAAGGAACGGCCUUCAUCGAAGAAACCCAGCACCGUAGAAGAGAUCAUCAAUGUAUUCGAACAUUUGGAGCUGGAGGAACCUUCGGCCGAGUUUGAACAGGCUCCUGACAUUCCGGCUGUGUCGCCAGUAAAUAGACCGAUUUACAGAGCUGAGCGGCAGAAUGACAUUCAGGAGGCGUGCUUUGCGUUUUCCUUGCUCCUCCAUGACCUCACAAGUAUACGCAGGGAGGUUUCGCGCGCGUGGGAGGGAUACAAACAGGGGGUGUACGACCUCGUUGCUGCUUCUAUCUCUACCAACACAGCUACGGAUCUGGCACGUUCGAUGGUGGACGACCUAAAGGGAACUUUUGCAAAGCAUGGAGGCGCAAGCAGAAUGUUGGAUGUGUAUUACAUGGCGAUGUGCAUGGAAGCCGGUACAACAGCAAACGACCGAGUUCGAACAGGCGACGACAUGAAUUUCGCAAUGUACGACGCCGCUGAUGCAUUAUUCCUCCCCGCGGCCCAAACGCUCACCGCAUUCUGCAACGUGAUGAAAGUCGGACCCGAUCCACAGAUGAAGCGCGGUAUUUAUGGUCACUACGAUCCUCAAUCCAAACGCAAGAGCAAGAGCAACCGCGAGAAAUUCACCGAGGAUAAGAUCCUUUUGCUUGAGAUGCUCGAAGAGUUUUAUUUCUUUUGCCGCUUCACUGGCCCAACUGGUUCGCGACCGCCUGUGGAAGAUGAGUUCACUUGCGGACUUAGAGAGAUGUUUAAGACUAAAGAGUCUAACCUCCCUCUCGCUUUUGCCGCUACCCUUUUCCUCGACAUCCACCACAUCCUGCGCGAAGAAGUCGAUAAUGGCUUCAAACGUUUAACAGAAGCCACGCACUUCAUUCAGGGUGACAUCAAAGAAGAAAUAUCCUUCCACGAUGGUAUCGAAAUGGAAACAUGGCCCACAGACAACGACCGGUUCGUCCUCCACUUCACCGAAACCCUCGAUUUCUGGUGCCACAACGAUCAACAACGCAUCUGCUCCGUCAAGCUCAAACGCGUCAACAUUCCCGCCCCUUUCAUCCUGCACCGUAGACACCCCUGGCUCUGCGGCCUGUGGAAGUACUAUGCGCAGAUGCGCUUCCACGAGCUCAGCAUCGUUUUCGUGAAUGCGUGGGGUUCCGUCAUGUCGUGUGCGCACCUUUACAACGCUGUGGGCGGCGGCACACACCGCGAUUCCAUGUGGAGAGACAUGGAUGUUGUUAUCGGACUUCAGAACUCGAAGACUUUUCUCGUGGGCGAAGCACCUACAGCUGCGGACGAUUGCUUGAAGCGAUUUGCGCUGGCUAUGGGCGCUUCUGCUGCCAAUCUAGCUAAGUCGACACGGAAAAAGAAAGGGCUUACGCUGUCGAAACGUGGGCCUAAGGGUUUGAAAGAGCUCGGUGAUGUGCUGCAGACGUUCAAAGAGCGAUUUUGUAAUGGAAGCGGGCAGACAAAUAUAGCUCCCGACGACGUGCACAAGAUUCUAGAGAAGGCGAGCUGGGAGCACGAACUUGAUGAAGAUGGUCACGUCCUAGAGGUCUACAAAGACACGGAUGAGCCGACAGAGAUGAAGAAGAAACCUUCUACCAGCCACCUCCAUGUCUCGAAACUUCUCAGUCUGCUUUGCGAUGUGCUCAACGCUGAAAUGGUUGAAAUUGCGUUCGACUAUCUCCGUCUCCACCGCAUGUGCUGGCGGCUCCUCCGCGCCCUCAAGGACGCCUGUCGCGAUAAGCUCAUCAGCAUGUACGGUCCUGAUUACAUUGAGAAAGAAAGUCAAUUGCCAUUCGUCGUUGGUUAUGUCCUCAUGUCGGCGUCCUCGGAGCAGCAGGUCGGUGAUAUAUUGAAAGCAAGGCUACCAGGAGUUCAGGUUACGGAUGCUGUGGUGGCUGCCGCGAAAACUGUAGUGAAGACUAUGAUUGACCAAGGAGCAGGUGCACUUAUUGUAGAGAAGAUUUUGCCCACAGCACUGGGUGUGCAGAUUGAUUUCGAGUUUGAAUGA